AUGCCUACUGCAAGCUGCACUUUGCUUGGCUGGCUCAGCGCAAUCCUAAAGGUCCUGACACUGAUUGGACCUGCCGUCUUCACUACUCUGCAAAUAUACUCGCUCUCAAGGGGGAACAGGAUUCUGGGUGGGGUGGUACUGAUGCUGAGCAUGGCACCCUUUUUAAUCAAUGGGAGCACCAUAUACCAGAGACCUCCCAUCAAUCUCCCUACACCGCUGAACUGCUCUCAGAAUAACAAUGCUAGCAAGAGCUUCAACAUCAAGGCAGGCUCGCCUGAUCUCCCGGAGCUCCUCCGAAUUAUUGGGGAGCCGAUCCGCUCGUUCGAUGAUGAAGACGAAGACCUGCAAUCGCUCGAGUUCGCGCCGCCGCAGGAGCAGGAGGAUCAGUCCGAGCCCGAAGGAGAGAUUGCGGAGAGUAGCAGAGAUGCAGGACGUCUGGCGUGA
Molecule: messenger RNA, 444 nt
Organism: Trametes versicolor FP-101664 SS1
Lineage: Eukaryota; Fungi; Basidiomycota; Agaricomycetes; Polyporales; Polyporaceae
Exons: 4
Coding region: 1-444 (147 amino acids)
Source: RefSeq, a predicted model, not a curated record